This is a messenger RNA of Phlebotomus argentipes, 594 nucleotides long. RefSeq names its product vascular endothelial growth factor A-like. NCBI's taxonomy places the organism in Eukaryota, Metazoa, Arthropoda, Insecta, Diptera, Psychodidae. Gene Ontology annotation, cellular component: membrane. Bases 1 to 594 code for a protein of 197 amino acids. The transcript is spliced from 3 exons. The record is from RefSeq and is a predicted model, not a curated record. Gene Ontology annotation, biological process: hemocyte migration. Gene Ontology annotation, molecular function: growth factor activity.
AUGCAGCACACAUCGCGGAUCCUGAACGAGGCUGAGUGCAAGUGGCCCCGCGCCAAAGUCAUCCCCGUGCCCAAUAACGACACUGCCAAGGCGUACGCACCCCAUUGCACCAUUCUGCAUCGCUGUGGCGAUGACACGGGCUGCUGCGGCAGCGAGGGACUCAUCUGCACGGCCCGCAACACCACAACUGUCGAUCUCUACUUUCAUGUUACCAGAUUGGGCCGCCCCACUCGAACGGAGCGCCUGACAUUCGUCAAUCACACUCAGUGUCACUGCGUGAGCAGACAUGAGUUCUUCCGAGCGCUGGAGCUGCCCGUGCUCGCGCCAGCGCCCAUCCAGUCCUGCCAGUGUCCGCGAUUCUUCGAGAAGACCUUCCACGACGACGGCUCGUGCCGGUGUGACUGUGGCCGAUCCAGUGAGGACUGCAAAUUGCUCAAGGAGGGCGACGAGGGAUUCUCCUUGGAGGACAGAAGAUGCAUCCAGGAUGGACGAUGUAUGUUGCCCAUUUGUGAGUUCGGAAACUACAUACGGAGAUCGGGACGAUGCCCGAGACGAGAGGACAAGAUUCAGUGGGGAUCAUCGAUGAAUCCGUGA